UACCGCAGUGCAUUCUGGGACAAAGAAGCAGCCAUUGCUGAGGAAAGUCCUUGGACGUGAGAUGAAUUUUCUUGGCCAUUUUUUUCUCGUAAUACUUUGAAAAAAUACUCUUCGUGAAUUUUUUUAAUCAAAAAACUUACACCGAGGGGUCGUGUGAGUGCGGGAGUAAGAAAAAAACAUGGGAGCGGAUAAAAGGAUAAGCCGGACCGAGCGUAGUGGCAGAUAUGGUUCUGACCAAUCCCGUGAUGAAUCCGAGUGGCGUGACCGUCGAGAGAGGGACCCAGAGCGUGAUCACAACAUGCGCCGCUGGGGAGACGAACGGCGAAAUGAUCGAUAUGAAGGUGAUCGUCGAGGAUCCAGAGACAGUCCAGAGCCGAGAGAGAGGAAACGACGCAAUAGCGACAGAUCAGAAGAUGGUUAUCAAUCGGAUGGUGACUACCCAGACCAGGAUUACAGAAGGGAGCCUGGAGAGGAGAAGAAAAGCAAGACCAUCAUGCUCUGGGGCCUGGCGCCUCAUAUCACUGAGGAUGAUAUUUGUUUUGCCAUAGACCAGCUGGAGGGACCCCAGCCAGUAGAUGUCAGACUGAUGAAAAAGAAAACAGGUAUAAGCCGUGGUUUCGCCUUCGUGGACUUUUAUCACUUGCAAGAUGCUACCCGAUGGAUGGAGACCAAUCAGAAACGUCUGACCAUCCAAGGCAAAAGUGUGGACAUGCACUACAGUCACCCCCGAAACAAGUUUGAGGACUGGCUCUGCAACACUUGUGGCCUGUACAAUUUCCGGAGGAGGCUGAAGUGCUUCAGGUGUGGAGCAGCCAAAGCCGAAAGCGAAACGAACAACAAUGCCGGAGUUUCUGAAACUCAACCGACUGGAGACUUCUAUGGCGACACGAUCAUACUGAGAAAUAUUGCUCCCAUGACAACGGUGGAAGCCAUCAUGACGGCGCUGGCACCAUAUGCUAAUCUCGCAGCGAACAACAUUCGCCUCAUCAAGGACAAGCAGACCGGCCAGAACAGAGGCUUUGCCUUCGUGCAGCUGUCCUCUCCUCUGGAGGCCUCCCAGCUGCUCACCAUUCUGCAGGGGCUGCAGCCUCCCCUCAGACUAGAUGGAAAAACAAUCGGGGUGGAUUAUGCAAAGAGUGCAAGAAAGGAUCUGUUGCUGCCCGAUGGAAAUCGUGUCAGUGCCUUUUCUGUGGCAAGCACAGCGAUCGCCGCAGCCCAGUGGUCCUCCAGCCAGCCUCAGAGCUCAGAUGGAAUGUCGGAGUACAGCUACCUGCAGGAGGGCUACGCUCCUCUCUCACAGGAUUAUCAGCCGUUCUAUCAGCAAGGAGCAGGACCCAGCACCUCUCAGGGAAAUGGGAUUCUUGGAGCUGCCCCGGGUGUGAAGAUAGUUCCGGCUGCGGUUGGAGUUGUGAUCUCCCAGCAUCCACAAGUCUAUCAGCCCCACAUCAUUGCACAGCCUGCUGUACAGGCACUGCCACUCGCCCAACAGCUGGAGGCAAAACCCCAGCCUGGACCUCUCUCUGGUAUUGAAGCUGCAGCUCUGCCUCCUGCCACUGUAGCCUCUGCUACUCUUACUGCUCCCAGCACCUCCACAGCCCCCGGACAGACCUCGGACUCCGGCGCAACUGGCCCUGAUAUUUCUACCUAUCAGUACGAUGAGUCGUCAGGAUACUAUUAUGAUCCCCAAACCGGCCUCUACUACGACCCAAGCACACACUAUUACUACAACUCUCAGACGCAGCAGUACCUGUACUGGGACAGUGAGAAGCAGACAUACGUUCCCGCUCCAGCCUCAGCCACUGCUGGACAGAAUGAAAACACAGCAACGGGCUCCGCAGCGCCCGGCAGCAAAGAGGCAAAAGAAGGCAAAGAGAAAAAAGACAAGCCCAAAAGCAAAACUGCCCAGCAGAUUGCUAAGGACAUGGAACGAUGGGCCAAAAGUCUCAACAAGCAGAAGGAAAACUUCAAGAGUAGCUUUCAGCCAAUUAGCCAAGAAGAGAGGAAGGAGGCAGCAGCUGCGGAUGCUGGAUACACACUGUUUGAAAAGAAGCAGGCAGGUCUAGACAGACUAAUGCCAGAGAUGCUCAGGGGGCCUGAGGAGGAAGCACCAGCCGCCUCCGUCAGCACCUCAAAGUGUGCCCUGGUGGCCGCCUACAGUGGAGACAGCGACCCUGAAGAAGCGGCAGCGGAGCUGGAGUCUGGUGACGGAAUCCAGGACAAGCUGACCGACUGGAAAAAGUUAGCGUGCCUGCUGUGCAGGAGGCAGUUUCCCAAUAAAGAAAGUCUAAUUAGACAUCAGCAGCUUUCUGACCUUCACAAGAAAAACCUGGAAGUUCUCCGCAGAAGCAAAAUGACUGAAGCAGAGCUGGAGGAGCUGGAGAGGAAAGAGACGGAGAUGAAAUACAGGGACAGAGCAGCAGAGAGGAGGGAAAAAUACGGAAUCCCAGAACCCCCAGCACCAAAAAAGAAGAAAUUUAACCAACCAGCACAAGUCAUAAACUACGAACAGCCCACUAAAGACGGACUGAACAGCGACAACAUUGGGAACAAGAUGCUGCAGGCCAUGGGCUGGAAGGAGGGGAAAGGUCUGGGUCGUAACCAGCAGGGCAUCACCACGCCCAUCGAGGCACAGCUGAGGACUAAAGGAGCUGGACUGGGCACUAAAGGAACCAACUACACCCUCUCUGCCUCAGACACGUACAAAGACGCUGUCCGCAAAGCCAUGUUCGCACGCUUCACCGAGCUGGAAUGAGUCCAUGGAGCCGAGACGGAGGACGUCCAGACGGCGCUCCACUCAAAACGCUACAAGACUAAUUAUUCCUUGGUGUAUAGUCGCUGAUGAUUACCUCUUGCCCUCAACCAGACAACCAUUCAGCGGAGCUCAUAUAAUUUAUAAAAUGUACAUAUGCACAGUGAAAUUACUUUCUUGGUUUACACAUUUUCUUUUGUAUUCAGUGCUAAUUUUUGUUUAGUUUUCGUUUUUAUGUCUGGCAUGUGAAGUUUGUACAGUUUAUACAAAGUCUUGUCUAUUUGUACAGAAAAUAAAUGACAUCAGACAUGG
Messenger RNA from Salarias fasciatus (jewelled blenny), 3061 nucleotides. RefSeq names its product RNA binding motif protein 5 (gene rbm5). Gene Ontology annotation, cellular component: nucleus. Bases 179 to 2752 code for a protein of 857 amino acids. Lineage: Eukaryota; Metazoa; Chordata; Actinopteri; Blenniiformes; Blenniidae. Gene Ontology annotation, biological process: mRNA splicing, via spliceosome. The transcript has 25 exons. The record is from RefSeq and is a predicted model, not a curated record. Gene Ontology annotation, molecular function: RNA binding.